AUGCUUGUAGCCAUGCGGCUUCAGUAUACCAUUGAAAAGCUGAAGGGUCGGUGUCUCCGUGUUGCUGACUUCCGGCGACAUCUGGAAGGACCGGUCUGUUUGAAUCCUCACUGGCUGCACUGGGCGAGUGACAAUGCAUGGUCCGAGAUUGAGACGGAAGGACUCAAGAAAGAGAAAUUCGAUGAGAAGCUGGAGGCUCGCGUGGAUUUCGUGGUUGACUCGGCAGAGCUGGAAUAUGUCACUGUCCUGGCGAGCGAGGGUGGAUACAGCGCCAAGGAUAUUGACCAGAUUGUCCGUAGUAGAGGAUUUUCAGUGUCUGUGAUGCAGGACCGCUUCGAAAGACAAUAUGUCAAAGCGCUUGCGGCUCACGUCUCGGAUCGGAUGACGAAGGAGGAGCUUGCACAAGCGAAGGGAGAUCUGCCGGAUCAGUUCAUGGGCGAGCGAUAUCAAAGCAGCCACGCGGAAGCAUCGAAUAGAUGA
Messenger RNA from Fulvia fulva, 480 nucleotides. RefSeq lists its product as uncharacterized. NCBI's taxonomy places the organism in Eukaryota, Fungi, Ascomycota, Dothideomycetes, Mycosphaerellales, Mycosphaerellaceae. The transcript has a single exon. The coding region runs from base 1 to 480 and encodes 159 amino acids. The record is from RefSeq and is a predicted model, not a curated record.